AUGCAGACUUGUUUACCCUUAAUUCUCCGUUCACCCGUUGACUCAUUCCUCCGCACCGUUCCCCGCCCCCGCCAACUCCGAUAUUCCUCAACCAACUCAACCAACCAACCCGGCAAUAACAAGCCAACUAUGGCCCAAGAGGAACGCCAGACAGACGCCGGGAGGCGUCCAAAGAAGCUAAUUUCCAUCCCUCUGCAAAAGAUCCGACCAACCCCUCCCCAACCCAUACGAACCUCAAUCGCACCAGGCGACAUUGCACCAACCUCCAACAAGCCCACCCAAGAUGCCCAACCCCAAGCAAUCCCCGCAACAACCACCGACAAAACCGCAACCGAAACUGAAGUCCUCUCGAACGCCGCACGCGCACACCAGUUCGGCACAAACCCACCCCUAACCAUCUCACAAAUCCACGGCACAGAUCCCCUCUACCAAUUCCACAACUGGUUCCGCGACUCGCGGCUCCCAGCCUCCUCCGCCCCAGAAACAUGCACCCUAUCAACAGCCUCCCUGCCCUCGGGCCGCGUCAGCGCACGCGUCGUAUACCUGAAAGAACUCGACGAGCGCGGCUGGGUUGUCUACAGCAACUGGGGUAGUAGGGAAGGCAAAGGCGGACAAGUCUUCGGGCUCGGCGAGAGCGCCGAUACACUGGGCGCCAUGCCAGAACCGGGCUCACAGCCAACCGUGACCUCUGAGGUCGGCUCGGGAAAUAAAUGGGCCGCGCUGACGUUCAGCUGGGCGAGUGUUGAGCGUCAGGUCCGUAUUGAGGGCUUGCUUGAGCCGCUUAGUCGUCAGGAGAGCGAGAUGUAUUGGCGGACCCGCGAGCGCGGCAGUCGGAUUGGGGGAUGGGCGAGUUGGCAGAGUAGGGUUUUGUGGUCUGCGGAGCCGGCCCAGAUGGAGCAGAAUCAGCGAAGGAAGAGUGUGGCGAAGUUGCUAGACUCGGUUGUUCCGGCGGAUAUUGAUCAGACGGACGUUGAUGAUGGGCGUGCGCUACUGGAGUCGAAGGUUAAGGAGAUGGAGGAGAGGUUUGCGGGUGUUGAAGAUAUUCCCCUGCCGCCUUUCUGGGGUGGUGUGAGGCUUGUGCCGGAGUCUGUGGAGUUCUGGCAAGGACGGCGGAGUCGCUUGCAUGAUCGAUUCCGGUAUGUGCGUAUUGAGGGUGAGGGGGCGGGUGCUAAAUGGCGAGUUCAGAGGCUGUCGCCGUACCUGCAAGCCUAUAAAAAGAGCCUGAUAAACUACAGGAUAUACAGUUAUAGAUCAACCGCAGCCAUGUCCACCUCAACGCCUCAGUCAAUCCCUCAGUCUUCCACAUCCCCCUGGAUCGUGCUCGCAAUAACGAGCGGCGCCUUCGCUGCAUUGAACGGUGUUUUCGCGAAAUUGACCACGGACGACCACACAACGGCCUUCGCGCAAUCCCUCGCUCACCUCUUCGGUCUGGAGUCAUCGCCUGUGAUUGAGAUGCUCACUCGAGGUGCCUGCCUCGGCUUAAACGUCCUCUGCAACAUAAUAAUGUGGGCACUCUUCACGCGCGCGCUAACGGCUGGCCCCUCGACGGUCAAAGUCUCCAUCACGAAUACGGCGUCGAAUUUCUUGGCGACGGCGCUGCUGGGAAUGGUUGUUUUUCAAGAGGCGGUUGGUGGGCUUUGGUGGUUGGGGGCUGGGAUGAUGGGUGCUGGGUGUAUUUUGGUUGGGAUGCGGGAAGGGGCUUAG
Molecule: messenger RNA, 1704 nt
Organism: Penicillium psychrosexuale
Lineage: Eukaryota; Fungi; Ascomycota; Eurotiomycetes; Eurotiales; Aspergillaceae
Product: pyridoxamine-phosphate oxidase PDX3
Exons: 6
Coding region: 1-1704 (567 amino acids)
Biological process (GO): pyridoxine biosynthetic process
Molecular function (GO): pyridoxamine phosphate oxidase activity; FMN binding
Source: RefSeq, a predicted model, not a curated record